Molecule: messenger RNA, 6193 nt
Organism: Chaetomium fimeti
Lineage: Eukaryota; Fungi; Ascomycota; Sordariomycetes; Sordariales; Chaetomiaceae
Exons: 3
Coding region: 360-5948 (1862 amino acids)
Biological process (GO): long-chain fatty acid biosynthetic process
Cellular component (GO): fatty acid synthase complex
Molecular function (GO): fatty acid synthase activity; holo-[acyl-carrier-protein] synthase activity; 3-oxoacyl-[acyl-carrier-protein] reductase (NADPH) activity
Source: RefSeq, a predicted model, not a curated record
GUUGCAUCCUGACGACGCGGCGCCUUCCAGUUUUUCUGCUAUUGCCCCUUGGUGCGCGUGAGCGGAAGUUGAAGUCCACCGCUGCAUUCCAGUCUUUAGGUUUUGCACCUUCCCGGCCCAAGUCCCCUCGUAGGACACCACAACCCCCCCUUGCUUUCUUCUGACGGGCCCCUCUCUCCCUCGCUUUCCUCAGUCGUCGUCUUCAAGUUUGUUUCUUGCGGUGACUUCCUCCCUUCCUCUUGCGAUACCCGAGAUACCGCCAAAACCCGCUAGACGGCCUUCCUUUACGCCCAUUGACCUGUCUCGCAUCCCACUUUUUUUUUCAGCACCCAACAUCCUAAUUUACAAACAACGCCAAAAUGCGCCCCGAAGUUGAGCAGGAGCUUGCUCACACGCUCCUUGUGGAGCUCCUUGCGUACCAAUUCGCCUCGCCCGUGAGGUGGAUCGAGACCCAAGAUGUGUUUCUCGCAGAGCAAAUGGCCGAGCGGAUUGUUGAAGUUGGACCGGCAGACACGCUCGGUGUGAUGGCCAAGCGGACUCUGGCCUCCAAGUACGAAGCCUACGAUGCCGCCAAGUCGGUGCAAAGACAGAUUCUCUGCUACAACAAGGACGCCAAAGAGAUCUACUACGAUGUUGACCCGGUCGAAGAGGAACCUGAGCCCGCGGCACCCGAGGCGAGCUCCUCGCCCAGUGCUCCUGCAGCAUCUGCCGCCGCCGCCCCGGUUGCGGCGGCUGCCCCGCCACCCAGUGCAGGGCCAGCGGCCCAGGUCCCGGACGCACCUGUCCAGGCCGUGGAGAUUGUGCGGACGCUGGUUGCCCAGAAGCUCAAGAAGCCCCUUCAAGAUAUCCCUCUCAGCAAAGCAAUCAAGGAUUUGGUUGGCGGCAAGUCGACUCUUCAAAACGAAAUCCUCGGCGACCUCGGCAAGGAGUUUGGCUCAACACCCGAGAAGCCCGAAGACACACCCCUCGACGAAUUGGGCGCGGCGAUGCAGGCCACCUUUGAUGGGAACCUCGGCAAGACAUCGCAGGGACUCAUUGCACGCCUCAUAUCUUCCAAAAUGCCAGGCGGCUUCAAUAUCACAACUGCGCGGAAGUACCUCGAAACAAGGUGGGGCCUGGCGUCCGGACGACAGGACGGUGUGCUGUUGUUGGCCAUCACAAUGGAGCCGCCCGCUCGUCUCGGAUCGGAUGCCGAUGCCAAGGCGUUCCUUGACGACGCCUCUCAGAAGUACGCCUCCAAUGCCGGUAUCAGCCUUUCAACGGCAUCCGCUGCCGGGCCUGCUGCUGGUGCUGGAGGUGGCAUGAUGAUGGAUCCCGCUGCCAUCGAAGCUUUGACCAGCGAUCAAAAGGCACUGUUCAAGCAACAGCUCGAACUCAUCGCGAGGUAUCUCAAGGUGGAUAUCCGUGCGGGUGACAAGGCAUUUCAAGCCUCGCAGGAGUCGUCCAAGGUUCUGCAGUCUCAGCUCGACUUGUGGAUGGCCGAGCACGGCGACUUUUACGCUACUGGCAUCGAGCCUGCGUUUAGCUCCCUCAAGGCCCGCGUCUACGACUCUUCAUGGAACUGGGCUCGCCAGGACGCGUUGAGCAUGUACUUCGACAUCAUCUUUGGCCGGCUGCAAGCCGUUGACCGUGAAACCGUCAGCCAAUGUAUCCGGCUCAUGAACCGGUCAAACCCGACGCUGCUCGAGUUUAUGCAGUACCACAUCGACAAUUGUCCUACUGAGCGUGGGGAAACCUACAAGCUUGCCAAGAUGCUCGGUGCUCAGCUCAUCGAAAACUGCAAGGAUGCGCUCGGAGCCGAACCCAGGUUCAAGGACGUUGCAGUUCCCACCGGCCCUAAGACCACCAUCGACGGUGACGGUAGCAUGAGCUACGAGGAGGUCCCAAGAGCCAGCUGCCGCAAGUUGGAGCACUACGUGCAACAAAUGGCGGAAGGCGGAAAGAUCUCAGAAUACGGCAAUCGGACCAAGGUGCAGAACGACCUCUCCAAAAUCUACAAGUUGAUCAGGCAGCAGUACAAGUUCUCUAAGGGCUCGCAACACGAGAUUAAGAGUCUGUACAGCGAUGUCAUCCGCUCUCUUGGCAUGAAUGAGAGCCAAAUCAUUCCCAAGGAAAACGGCAGGCUCAACGGCCUGUCCAAGAAGGGCAAGCCUAAGGGCAAGGUCGAAACCAUCCCGUUCCUCCACCUCCGCAAAAAGACGCAGCAGGGGUGGGACUUUGACAAGAAGCUCACCAACGUGUAUCUCGAUUGCCUUGAGGAAGCAGCUAAGGAUGGCGUUACUUUCAAUGGGAAGUAUGUGCUCAUGACUGGUGCCGGUGUUGGCUCGAUCGCCGCCGAGGUACUCCAGGGGCUCAUCAGCGGUGGUGCCAAGGUGAUCGUCACCACCAGCCGCUUUUCUCGCGAGGUUACAGAGUAUUACCAGUCCAUGUACGCUCGCUUUGGCUCGCGCGGUUCUCAGCUCGUGGUUGUGCCUUGCAACCAAGGCAGUGUCCAAGACAUUAAUGCUCUGGUCGACUACAUCUACGAUACCAAGACCGGCCUGGGUUGGGACCUGGAUUACGUUGUUCCUUUUGCUGCCAUCUCCGAGCAGGGCCGCCAAAUCGACGGGAUCGACUCCAAGUCGGAGCUGGCCCAUCGUAUCAUGCUCACCAACCUUAUCCGUCUCCUCGGCAACGUCAAGGCACAGAAGGCCACCCGCGGUUUCGAGACACGUCCCGCUCAGGUGAUUCUCCCGCUCUCACCCAACCACGGGACUUUCGGCAGCGAUGGUUUGUAUUCCGAGUCCAAACUUGGUCUGGAGACUCUGUUCAAUCGCUGGGUUUCCGAGGACUGGGCCAACUACCUCACAAUUUGCGGCGCCAUCAUCGGCUGGACUCGCGGGACGGGUCUGAUGUCAGGCAACAACAUUGUGGCCGAGGCCGUUGAGCGUUUCGGUGUCCGCACUUUCUCGCAGCAGGAAAUGGCCUUCAAUCUACUUGGGCUGAUGUCCCCUACUAUUGUCGACCUCUGCCAGAAUGAGCCGGUCUUUGCGGACCUGAACGGUGGCUUGCAGUUCAUUCCCAACCUCAACGAGACCAUGACGAAGGAACGCAAAUCUCUGACCGAAACAAGCGAGAUCCGCCGCGCGGUGACCAAGGAGAUCGCGGCGGACGCCAAGAUUGUCAACGGCGAGGAGUCAGAAGAUACUCAUAAAAAGAAGAUUAUCGAGCCUCGCGCCAACAUUAAGUUUGACUUCCCGCCCGUGCCGGACUGGGAGUCCGAGGUUGCGCCUCUGAACGACAAUCUCAAGGGCAUGGUUGACCUCGAGAAGGUCGUUGUUGUCACGGGCUUUGCCGAGGUCGGGCCGUGGGGUAACUCCAGGACCAGGUGGGAGAUGGAGGCCUACGGCGAGUUCUCGAUUGAGGGCUGCAUCGAGAUGGCAUGGGUCAUGGGCCUGAUCAAGAACCACAACGGGCCGAUCAAGGGCAAGCCGUACUCUGGCUGGGUGGACGGCAAGACUGGCGAGCCUGUGGACGACAAGGAUGUGAAGCCCAAGUACGAAAAGUACAUCUUGGAACACUCGGGCAUCCGUCUGAUCGAACCCGAGCUUUUCGACGGUUACGACCCCAACAAGAAGCAGCUGAUGCACGAGGUUGUCAUCGAGGAGGAUCUGGACCCCUUCCAGGCUUCCAAGGACACGGCCGAGGAAUUCAAGCGGGAGCACGGUGACAAGGUGGACAUCUUCGAGAUUCCCGAAAGCGGCGAGUACACUGUGCGCAUGAAGAAGGGCGCUUCCCUCUGGAUUCCGAAGGCGCUGAGGUUCGACCGUCUCGUUGCCGGCCAAAUCCCAACGGGAUGGGAUGCCAAGCGGUACGGCGUUCCUGACGACAUCAUCUCCCAGGUUGACCCUGUGGCUCUGUUUGUCCUUGUCUCCACCGUCGAGGCCCUGCUCUCGGCGGGUAUUACCGACCCGUACGAGUUCUACAAGUACGUCCACGUCUCGGAAGUGGGUAACUGCGUCGGCUCUGGCAUGGGUGGCGCGACGGCUCUGCGGGGUAUGCAUCGUGACCGGUUCCUCGACAAGCCACUGCAGAACGAUAUCCUCCAGGAAUCGUUCAUCAACACGAUGGCUGCCUGGGUCAACAUGUUGCUCAUCUCAUCGUCUGGCCCGAUCAAGACGCCCGUCGGUGCUUGCGCCACAGCCGUCGAGUCCGUUGACAUUGGCUACGAGACGAUCAUGGAGGGCAAGGCUCGCGUCUGCUUCGUCGGUGGCUUCGACGACUUCGGUGAGGAGGGCUCCUACGAGUUCGCCAACAUGAAGGCUACGAGUAACGCUGUGGACGAAUUCGCCCAUGGUCGGACGCCCAAGGAGAUGUCGAGACCCACGACCACAACGAGGAACGGCUUCAUGGAGUCGCAGGGUUGCGGUGUCCAGGUCAUUAUGACUGCCAAGCUCGCUUUGGACAUGGGUGUCCCGAUCUACGGCGUUCUCGCUCUCACUACGACUGCCUCGGACAAGAUUGGGCGCUCAGUUCCUGCGCCAGGCCAGGGUGUCCUCACGACCGCCCGUGAGCACCGCGGCAAGUUUGCCUCGCCACUGCUUGACAUGAAGUACAGACGGCGACAGAUUGAGCGGCGCACCAGGCAGAUUGAGGAGGACAAGGAGUCCGAUCUCGAGUACCUCGCGGCCGAGGCGGAAGCGCUCAAAGCCGAGGGUCGACCGGACACGGAAAUCGCCGAGUAUGUGUCGGCCCGCGCAAAGCAUCUUGAGAAGGAGGUUGAAAGGCAGACCAAGGAAGUCCUCCGCAGUUUCGGCAACAACUUCUGGAAGAGCGACCCGAGCAUCGCUCCUCUGCGCGGCGCUCUGGCCACCUGGGGCCUCACGAUUGACGACCUCGGAGUCGCGUCAUUCCACGGGACGUCGACCAAGGCCAACGACAAGAACGAGUCGUCGGUCAUUUGCCAGCAGCUUGCCCAUCUCGGGCGCACGAAGGGUAACGCCGUCCUGGGUAUCUUCCAGAAGUACCUCACCGGCCACCCCAAGGGCGCUGCGGGUGCCUGGAUGAUGAACGGGUGCUUGCAGGUGCUCAACACCGGUCUUGUUCCUGGCAACCGCAACGCAGACAACGUCGACGAGGUGAUGGAGAAGUUCGACUACAUCGUCUACCCGAGCCGCAGCAUCCAGACGGACGGUGUCAAGGCAUUCUCGGUCACGUCUUUCGGUUUCGGUCAGAAGGGUGCUCAGGCGAUCGGUGUGCACCCCAAGUAUCUCUUUGCCACGCUGGAUAAGGAGACGUUCCACGAGUACCGGAUCAAGGUCGAGGCUCGGCAGAAGAAGGCGUACCGCUUCUUCCACAACGGCAUGAUCAACAACACUCUAUUCGUUGCCAAGGACAAGUCGCCGUACACGGAUGAGCAGCUGAGCUCUGUGCUCCUGAACCCCGAUGCGCGGGUCACGGUGGACAAGAAGACUGGGCAGCUCACGUACCCUGACAACUUUAUGAAGCUGUCGGAAAAGACGCAGACUCAUUCGGAGCGCAAGGCGACGCUGGAGUCGGUGCUCAGCCGGAGCGCGGGGCAACUAGAGAACAUGAACACCCGAGUUGGGUUUGACGUCGAGGACAUCUCCACCAUCAACGUGGAGAACGACACGUUCCUCGAGCGCAACUUCACCGCGACGGAGAUGCAGCACUGCAUCGGCUCGACCACGGGCCGGCCGCCACAGAAGGCGUUUGCUGGACGUUGGAGCGCUAAGGAGGCGGUAUUCAAGGCCCUGGGGACUUCUAGCAAAGGCGCGGGCGCGGCGAUGAAGGAUAUUGAGAUCCUGACGGAUAAAAACGGGGCCCCCUCGGUCAAGCUGCACGGUGCCGCCCAGGAAGCUGCGGACAAGGCGGGCGUCAAGAACGUCAACGUCUCGAUCUCGUACACGGAGAGCCACGCUGCGGCCAUUGCGACGGCGCAGCUGUGAGAUGUGGGUUGUGACAUUUUGGAGCGAGAUUUGGAAUUCAUCGUUUAGACGGACGGGUUUAUGAUCAUGUUUGUAAUUGGACGAUGCACCGAGUUCCAGCUUACAGCUUAGACGAGUUCGCGCGUUCGAGGCGCGCACGACUAAUCACUAGUUAGAUAUGACGGGAUGUCGUUUGGGCGGAAGCAAUUGUUUUUUACUACCACGACGUCGGCCUCGCGCAUCGUCCCACCACCUGUUGUCCCACC